This is a messenger RNA of Misgurnus anguillicaudatus (oriental weatherfish), 2739 nucleotides long. The record is from RefSeq and is a predicted model, not a curated record. Lineage: Eukaryota; Metazoa; Chordata; Actinopteri; Cypriniformes; Cobitidae.
UCAUAUUUUGGUAUCACGCGUGAUGCACAUCAAUUUACAUGACACGCCGAACACAUAUUUUGAAAUGACAAGCCACACACAUGACGUGCUACGUACAUGUUGUGAUGCGCUUCACAUUGUGGGGUUAGGGUUAAGUCUACAAUAUGUAAAACACUGAACAAGCAGGGUAUCCAUGGCGGACACCACAAAGGAAGCCACUGCUUACUAAAAAGAAGAUUGCUGCACACCUGAAGUUUGCAAAAGAGCACAUUGACACUCCACAGCGGUAUUGGCAAAAUGUUUUGUGUACUGAUGAAACUAAGAUUGAACUAUUUGAAAAAAAAAAAAACACAGCGCUACAUCUGGUGUAGAAAGGGCACGGCAUAUCAUCAUGAAAACAUCAUCCCAACUGUAAAGUGUGGUGGAGGAAACAUCAUGAUUUGGGCCUGGCCAGCUUGCAAUCAUUUAGGGGAAGAUGAAUUCCCAAGUAUAUCAGACAAUUCUUCAGAAUAAUGUGAGAAUGUCUGUACGUCAGCUGAAAAUGUUUAGAAGGGGAGUUAUGCAGCAGGACAAUGACCCAAAACACAGGAGUAAGUCCACAACAGAAUGGCUUCUGAAAAACAAAAUCCACCUUUUGGAGUGGCCAAGUCAGAGCCCAGACCUCAACCCAAUAGAGAUGCUAUGGAUUGACUUGAAGAGGGCCAUACAUAUCUGAAGACAUCUAAAGAAUAUGACAGAGCUAAAGCAGUUCGGAAGCAGGAAGAAUGGGCUAAAAUUUCUCCUCAAUGAUGUGCAGGUCUGAUCCACAGUUACAGUAAGCGUCUGGUUGAGGUUAUUGCUGCCAAGGGAGGGAGGGUCAACCAAUUUUUUAUUCUAAGGGUUCACUUACUUUUUCCACUGCCAUUUUGAAUGUUGAAUGAGUGUGUUCAAUAAAGACAUGAAAGAUCAGAAUUUUUUGUGUAAUUAUUUUUAGACACAUUAUGUUUGUCAUUACCCUUGACUUUUUAUGUCAGAUUUAUUCAGAAAACCAUGAAAUUCCAAAAGGUUCACAUACUUUUUCUUGCCACUGUAUAUGCGUGAUUAACACAAAUCUACCAAAGUACACUUUCAUUACAUCAAUAAAGGAAGCCAUAUGUUUUUGGACAGAGACAAACAGCAAACACUUCCAAGGUGGAGCUCUCCCCUGAGGAUACUGAUGUGCAUUAAUAAACGCCAAGGGAUAUUAGAAAGACCUUGUUCACAGCUGCUUUAGUUACCACUAUUCCAGUGCCCUUUCCACCCAAUUUUACAGUCACCCGAUAUCCCAUUCACCAGCAAACAGUUUUAUCAAACCAAAGAUUCAAUAGAUAUUUGAGUUCAAGGUACUCUUUAUGAAUCAAAGACUGUGGCAUCAAAUUGAAGUGCUAUUGAAAGCUUUUGGGUCAGACAAGUUUUGUCAUGUUAUUGUUUUUGUUGUUGGGUAUAGUUAGUGUACAAACAACACCACAAAACCCUGUGGAGAGAUGCGGUUACACUAUAAAAGCAAAGACAAUAUCUUCAGCUUCUUUAGUACUGUUAAGCGGUUAUUGGGAUUAUUACUGCCCAGGAUUGAGCUUUCCAUGCUCUGGGUGAGUUAAACCAAUCUUAUGUUUGUUUUUGUUUAUGGCUGGAAGUCAUAUAUGAUAUAUUUUAGGCUGUAUGUAAUACACAUACAGUCCCUUUGGAUAUUUUGAAGAAAGACCAUAUAUUUUUUCUUCUCAAAACGCAACCUAUAGCACUGCAUCACAUCUAAACUAUUGCAUGAUAGAUACCUUUAUUAACUGUUUGUUCUGUAAAACAUUUUACUAGUCUAUUAACAUUUACUCAAGUCAAAAAGUGACAAAACUCAGCCGUUGGGUUACCAUGUUUAUAUUUUACACAUUGCGUGUUGGGUUCAUCCCUGUUUGACCCAAUGCUGAGUGUAGUCUAUGCGUCAUUUUUUGACCUCCAUGUGUCCUCUGUGUUUUAGAUCCCUCAAACAUGAAGAAAUGUUUUGAAUUCAUUUUGCUCCUAAUCAUCUUAACCCUUCAAGGAUCACUGCAGCAGAGAAUCAUUGGAGGACAGGAGGUUCAGCCCUAUUCCAUCAAAUAUCAGGCCUCUGUUCAGUACAACAACUAUCAUUACUGCGGUGGGACUCUCAUACACCCACAGUGGGUGGUUUGUGCUGCCCACUGCUGGAGGCCGAAUUAUUUAAUCCGAGUGGUUCUGGGUGAACAUGACCUCUCCAUAAAAGAGGGCUUUGAGCAGGUGUUCAAUGUGUCGAAAGUGCUGGUCUAUUACAUGUAUAACUACAGGACAUUUGAUAGUGACCUCAUGCUCUUGAAACUGGAGAAGCCGGCAGAGCUCAAUGCUUAUGUUCAGCCAGCAGUAAUGCCGGUCUCAAGCAGUCCUACCUUACUAGGGGGCACAACAUGCACAGUGAGCGGCUGGGGCGUCACACAGGUGUACAGUUAUUACCUGUCACCUGUCCUUCGCGCCGUGGACGUCCUCAUCAUCCCUCAGUGUCAAUACUACUAUUACUACAGAAUAACAGACAACAUGGUGUGCGCUGGCUAUCCGUUUGGUGGAAAGGAUUCCUGCCAGGGCGACUCUGGUGGUCCUCUCAUCUGUAAUGGUUUGUUUGAGGGUAUUGUGUCCUGGGGCAUCAGUUGUGCCAACCCGUUCUUCCCUGGAGUCUACACUAAAGUCCGCAACUACAUCUCCUGGAUCAACUGGAUAAUUAAUAAUGACACCGGAGUAUGA